Molecule: messenger RNA, 609 nt
Organism: Acanthosepion pharaonis
Lineage: Eukaryota; Metazoa; Mollusca; Cephalopoda; Sepiida; Sepiidae
Source: the annotation of a GenBank genome assembly
AUGUUGAUGAGAUUUUACUCUGACAGUGAUGAUGAGCCUUUGUUUAUGCUUGCAGUAACGAAUCUUUACGCCUACGAAGACAAGUUUAUGGAUUGCACCCACGUGUCGUGUUAUUAUUCUCUCUCUCUUUCUCUCUCUCUCUCUCUCUCUCUCUCUCUCUCUCUCUCUGAGCAUCAUGCAGAAGUUUACAUUACAUUAACAUUGAAAAUCUCCACCCUGGCUGGGAAUGGUGUCUAUCUCUAUCUUAUUGAUAAUUCUCUUACAUCCAUCUUUGUUUUGACGAUACUUCUCUUCCAUCCAUCUCUAUCUUAUCGAUACUAUCUCUAUUUUACUGAUACUUACUUCUCUUCCAUCCAGCUCUAUUUGAUACUUCUCUUUCAUCCAUCCCGGUUUUAUCGAUAUUUCUCUUUCAUCCAUCUGUAUUUUAUUGAUACUUCUCUUUUGAUCCAUCUCUUUUUUUUAUUGAUACUUGUCUUUCAUCCAUCUCUAUUUUAUCGAUACUCCUCUUUCAUCUAUCCCUAUUUUAUUGAUACUUCUCUUUUGAUCCAUCUCUUUUUUUAUCGAUACUUCACUUUCAUCUAUCUCUAUUUUAUCGAUACUUCACUUUAA